Molecule: messenger RNA, 1438 nt
Organism: Vigna umbellata (rice bean)
Lineage: Eukaryota; Viridiplantae; Streptophyta; Magnoliopsida; Fabales; Fabaceae
Gene: PGA4
Product: polygalacturonase 4
Biological process (GO): carbohydrate metabolic process
Molecular function (GO): polygalacturonase activity
Source: RefSeq, a predicted model, not a curated record
UACAGGUUCUAAAUUGCAGUAGCAUCCUUAACAUAAUAUCAAAAACCACAAAAGCUGCAUUUAAAACCUUAACAUUCUGUGUUUUUGAGGUUAGAGCUGGUGAUCAAUCACCAUGGCUACGGCGAAAGCCAUUUUUUUCUUAGGCAUUGCUUUGCUAUCUUGCAGUUUGAUAGGUGCAUCGCGUGGCCUUGAGAAUCGCCGUAGUCUCUUGCUUCCAAUUCUAAAUAAUGAUACAAAAGUUUUUGACGUCACAAAAUUCGGUGCUGUGGCAGAUGGCAAGACAGACAAUGUUGAUGCAUUUAGGGCUGCAUGGGGAGCAGCAUGCAAGAACAGCAGUAGUCGAGCAAAGGUUUUGAUCCCAGAGGGAACUUAUCGUACUGCUCAAACUAUGUUCGCGGGACCAUGUAGUAGCCCAAAGCCUAUAACCGUUGAAGUUAUAGGAACUGUUAAAGCCAACACAGAUCCAUCUGAGUAUGUGAGUCCAGAAUGGUUCACGUUUCAAGACAUUGAUGGCCUUGUGUUGACUGGGAGAGGAGUUUUUGAUGGUGAAGGCCCUGCUAUGUGGCCACUCAACGAUUGCAGGCAGAUCAAAACCGAUUGUGCUCCCCUCCCCUCUUCUCUGAAAUUCUACAAGGUGAACAACUCUGUGGUGACAGGCAUCACUUCGUUGAACAGCAUGCAGUUCCACUUUCACGUUCAUGGCUGUAGCAACGUUUCACUGUCUAAACUCAACAUAACAGCACCGGGAAACAGUCCCAACACAGACGGCAUUCACAUAAGUUCCAGCGACAUGAUCAAGGUCUUCGGCAGCGUCAUCGGAACCGGUGAUGACUGUAUUUCCAUUGGGCACAGCACCACUAACCUUACUGUCUAUAACAUCACCUGCGGCCCCGGUCACGGCAUCAGUAUCGGAAGCCUUGGCAAGAGGCCGGAGGAGCGAACUGUCAACGGCGUAACCGUUACCAAUUGCACGUUCGUGAACACCACCAAUGGUGCCAGAAUCAAAACCUGGAUCGGGACAGUGGCAGCGGAAGUUAAGAACGUUACCUAUGAAGACAUCAUCAUGAAGAAUGUUCAGAAUCCCGUUGUCAUCGAUCAGAGCUAUGGCUCCAGAUUGUCCAGAGCGCCAUCAACUUCGGUAUGGAAGAUCAGCGAUAUUCAUUUCCGGAAGAUAAAAGGAACUACAGUGUCAAACAUAGCAGUGUCUCUCCAAUGCAGCACUCUGAACCCGUGCGAGGGUGUGGAGGUUGCCGAUAUAGAUUUGGGUUAUGCUGGUCGAUUGAAUACAACUUUCAUAUCCUCUUGUUCAAAUGCAAAACCUAUUUUUGGAGGGAUAUUGAAUCCACCACCAUGUUAGAUUUUCCACUUUGUUUAUACUUUAAGUAAACGAGUGAGACAAUUUGUCACCGUUACACCAUCAGUAUUUAUUUUUGGAAAA